This is a messenger RNA of Spodoptera exigua (beet armyworm), 1318 nucleotides long. The record is from the annotation of a GenBank genome assembly. NCBI's taxonomy places the organism in Eukaryota, Metazoa, Arthropoda, Insecta, Lepidoptera, Noctuidae.
AAAUUAGACAAAAAAGGUAUAAAUAGGCAUUGAUCUAUAGAAGAGCACAUUCAAGUAGUUAAGUCCGCUUGAUAACAACGAAAAUGCGCUCCUUUUUGGUUGUUUGUCUGACUGUGGCAGUCGCCCUCGCAGCUGACCCUCCAAGGCCAGUGUUCAGUCCGUUUUCGUACACACCGACAACUCGGCGGUACUCUUACUUCAGCACGACCCCUAAACCUUACGCCUUCAACCCUUACAACCCCACGAGGUACUACCCUAACUUCAACCAGAAGUACAACGGAGACGCCGCCGGUCGUUACGACCCCGGUCAAUACGACAACUCUGGCAGAUACAUUCCCGAUGACUCUGGCAAAUACAACGGUGACCGAGGUGACCGCGGUGGUGCUGGAGGCUUCUACUCUGGCUCUGGAUCUGCCGGUGGUCCCGGAGGUGCUUACUCUGGAUCCGGAUCAGCUGGUGGUCCCGGAGGUGCCUACUCCGGAUCUGGAUCAGCUGGUGGUCCCGGAGGUGCUUACUCUGGAUCCGGAUCAGCUGGUGGUCCCGGCGGUGCUUACUCCGGAUCUGGAUCUGUUGGCGGUCCUGGUGGUGCCUACUCUGGCUCUGGCGGCGUUGGUGGUCCCGGUGGACUCUACAGCGGAAACGACGAAGCUGGACGUUACAGGCCUGAUGGCAGUGGUGCUUACAACGGUGACCGUGGUGACCGUGGCUCUGCGGGAGGUUUCUACACCGGGGACAAGAACAGCGGCUCCGCUGGUGCUGGAGGUUACAAGCCCAGUGGAUCAGGCAGUGGUUCAGGCAGCGGUUCAGGCAGCGCAUCAGGCAGCGGUGUCUCAAGCGGAUUAGGAUUUGGCGGAUCUGCCUCUGGCUCAGGUUCUGGUUCUGGUUCAGGUGCUUACAAGGGAUCUGGUUCUGCUGCUGGAUCUGGCUACGAAUACAAAUACGGCAUCAUCCGCCAGGAGGGUGAAGUUCUCCCCGACGGUUACCACUACCUCUACGAAACUGAGAACAAGAUUCUUGCUGAGGAAGCUGGCAAACUCGAGCAGAUCGACAGCGAAAGCGACGGAAUUAGGGCUAAGGGAUUCUACGAGUACGUUGGCCCCGACGGUGUCACCUACAGGGUUGACUACACCGCCGACGAGAACGGUUUCAUCCCCAGCGGCGCUCACAUCCCAAAGUAAAUCUAGUCUGAUGGUUCCUCAUAAAAUUUUGGGGUAAUUAAGCUCUAAAAGAACUUAAUAAAAUUCACCGUACCUGCCCUAAAUAAGUAUAAUAAAGAUGCUACUUUGUUACUGACUUUUUUUGUGAUUUUUUCGCCUCC